This is a messenger RNA of Leucoraja erinaceus (little skate), 3072 nucleotides long. It is a transcript of the gene lnpka, whose product is annotated as limb and neural patterns a. Bases 218 to 1444 code for a protein of 408 amino acids. NCBI's taxonomy places the organism in Eukaryota, Metazoa, Chordata, Chondrichthyes, Rajiformes, Rajidae. The transcript has 13 exons. The record is from RefSeq and is a predicted model, not a curated record. Gene Ontology annotation, biological process: endoplasmic reticulum tubular network organization. Gene Ontology annotation, cellular component: endoplasmic reticulum tubular network.
UCGCGGCGCUCUGGCUGGCUGUUGAUCUGCCUGCGCCAUGCGGCUGCUUGGUCGCUCGCUCGCUCGGCUGCUCGGUCUGUCUCUGUGGGUCGGUCGGUCGGCAGCGCUGCUGGCUGCGGGCGGGGGAAGCCGGUUCCAGUUCCAGAUCUUGAGUUGCUUGUGCAUCCCGAUAAAUUGAUCAGAUUAUCCAAAUUGAUAUCAAUUUGAGUAAACCAAAAUGGGAGCAAUGCUUUCUUAUUGGAGGGCAAAGCCUUCCACGAUAGAAAUAUUGGAAAAAAUUGACAAGGAAAUAAAUACAUUAGAAGAAUUCAAGGAAAAGAAUCAAAGACUUCAAAAGAUCUGGAUUGGAAGACUGGUACUCUAUUCAUCCACAAUUUAUAUCAUAGCUUUUAUAAUUGUGUACAUGUGGUGUUUUCCGGAAGAAUGGACUGCACGACUAACCUUGGCGCUUCCAGGAUUUUUAUUUCCUUUAUUGGUCUGGUUAAUAAGGAAAGUUUUGAUUUGGUUAUUUUGCCGAAGAACUGAAAAGAACAGUGAAGCUCUCGAAGAUUUAAAAAUCCAAAGAAAGAAAAUACUUGAAGAGGUCAUGGAAAAGGAGACAUACAAGAGUGCCAAACUAAUUUUGGAGCGGUUUGACCCAGAAUCCAAGAAAGCUAAAGAGCUUGAUCAGUUGACACCUGGAAUGCCAGUAUCUCCAAGGCCAGGCCAAGAACUUCGUCAAAGGACGUCAGCUCAAGUAGCAUCUACUCCACCAAACCUCAAGCAGGGAAAUCCACAAAGCCUCACGCCUGUUCAACAGACCACAUCAGCUCCUGGUGGCCCACCAGAAAAGACCGCUCAUUCAGCUCUACAUACACCUGUACUAUCGAAGCGGACACUGCCUCUGGCUACCUCAAUUCCUAUAAUGGGUCUUCAUCCUCCAGGUCCUCCUCUGGCAAGACCAAUCCUCCCUCGAGAUCGAGGAGCAGUUGAUAGAGUUAUUGAAUAUUUGGUUGGUGAUGGUCCACAGAACAGAUAUGCGCUUAUUUGUCAGCAGUGUUUUUCACAUAAUGGCAUGGCCUUGAAAGAAGAAUUUGAGUAUGUUGCAUUUAGAUGUGCGUACUGUUUCUUUCUUAAUCCGGCAAGGAAAACAAGGCCUCAGGCUCCGAGACUUCCAGAAUUCAAUUUUGAAAAACGACCACGUUCUGAUUCCCCAGGCCCAGUUAGCUCUCUAGCUGCAGCACUUGAUGAUCAAACUGAUCUUGAACCAAUUGAGGAAGUUGGAGGUCAAAGUGUUACUUCUCUUCAGAAUAGUAAACAAGAUGAGAGUGAAAAAGAAGAAUCCGUUCCAGCAGAGGUUCAGCUAAAACAUGACCAAGAAGUGGAGCAUGAUGAACAGCCAGAAGAAAAUAAAAUGGAUAUUGAAAUGAGUAAGGAUGAAGAGUCUGCGAUUAAUACACAAUAGCAAAGUUGCCUACUCAGCAUGUAGCUAGAGCUUUAAUACAUUACCUAGAACAACGUACCAAUUAAUUGAGCCAGAUUACCAAUACAAUAGGUUAAACUGAUCAGGCAAAAAAAAAUUGAAAGGUUUAACUAUUGUAAAUAACAAUGACAAGUUUUUCUGAAGAAAUUUAAAAUGCUGUAUGUAUUUUGAUCUUUUGUGAUAAAUCUGUGAAUUAUCCAUGGUAUUAAAUAGCAAAGGCUGCUUUAUUGCUUGUCAGGUCACAGAAUACAAUUUAGUUGUUGGAUAUUAAUAUGUACAAUGACCUAUAAAAUUGAAGGAUUACAAUCCAAUCAUAAUUUAAAAUUGGUUGACCCUUUAAACCCUUUACACUUUGGGAGUUGACACAAGAUGCACUUGGAUUGGAGUCAUUCUUUUGUAUAUUUUAAAGACUGUUUAAUUUACAAGGCUUUAAAAUCUUGCAAGUUUGAAGCUGGAUUAGGUAAAAGUGUUUAAUUGAAAAUAAACUACCACGUCUAUGUGUGCUAUAAAACUCAAUGUUUACAGUCAGCAAUGAAAAACUAGCUUUUAUAUUUUUAGCAUGAAAUGGGAUAGUGGGAUUAGCUAGUCCUCUGUAUAUUUAAUAUUUAAAAAAUCCAGUUCAUUUGGAUAACAUGUGUUCUUUGUCAUCAAAUUCACAUGCUGUUGUAAAGGAGGUACCAUGCAGAUUGUUCUGCUAAGUUUACAUGAAAUGCUAUUGUAUUACAGGGACUAAUAUAACGGUCGACAGAUACCCUGGUACUUUUUGGUGUGGCUGCAUUUUUUUGUUUAUAAUCUGCCAAUUCAGAAAUGUGUGCUGAUGUGUUUUAAAUAUUUUGAAAGCUAAAUAAAUUGUAGUUAUUGCAUCAACUUAGUGCUUUAUAUAGAAUACUGAAAUAUUGCUUUGCUGCUUGUAAAAAAAAUCGGAAUGCUUUACAAAAAGUGAGAUGCUGCCUUAUUCAUGUACACUUUCAAUUCAUCCAGAUACAAAACUGAUUUCAGUCCUUGAACAUCUAAAGCUCAAAUUUAAUAUGUAUUUAUCUUGGUUUAAAAAAAAAGAGCAAUGCUACCCAAAUCUGCUGUUAAAGUUGAGCACUGGAGUACAUUUGUCUGAAUGGCUACUGCUCAGUUCUGGUAAUGUAUAUUUAGCUUCACUUAUUCGGUUUACGAGCUGCUAAGAACAAUUUCUGGCAAGGAUUUUUUUAAAAGCUCCAUUAAAGCCAUGCUUUGUUUCAGUAGUUGACUUCUGUACUCAAACUUUAAGCUAAAUUUCCAAGUCCAUGUAUUUAGUUUUUUGAUAGGCAAAAUUUAUUUUGUUAUUCAGCACUGUGGAAUUGUGAGGAAAGCAAUAUCUGUUUCAUCUGUUUCUCAUGUGUUCAUACUUCUGAGCCAAACUAUACUGCUGCCGCAACUGAAACAGCUGCAUUUGACAGCUUGUACAAUUUACAGCAUUUUCUGACGAGCAAGGCCAAUGUAUAUUCAUUGCAAGGUGGUUCUGACCUACUUCACAUAGGAAGGCUGAGACAAUCUUUGUUCAAUAAGCAGAAUAUAAUCAAGGGAUCAAAUGUCACAUUUUGGAAAAUUAUAAUAAACAAUAGAAUCAGUGGAUCAAA